Messenger RNA from Didymodactylos carnosus, 1519 nucleotides. Lineage: Eukaryota; Metazoa; Rotifera; Eurotatoria; Philodinida; Philodinidae. The record is from the annotation of a GenBank genome assembly.
AGUUUCUAGAAAUUCUUAAAACUUCGUAGUUUCGCGGGUUUUAGUGAGAGAGAUAAUAGAAGAAAGAAAUUAUUUAUUAUGUAUUAAUUUAAUACAAGUCGUUUCCGGGGAACAAAACGAAAAACAAGUCAUAAUUGAAAGUAAAUUUCGACUCUUUUAUCAUUCUUGUCACUUUUCAACUUCAAAGUAACAUCUCUUAUCCCCUUCUUCUUCUCUCUCUCUCACAUUUAUAGAGAGAGAUUUUUUCUGAUUAAUCUUUGAAUUCAAACCACUUCUUCUUCUUCUCUCAUAUACCGGGAAGGAAAAGCUUUACUAUUAUAUUUUAGUAAUUAAUAUAAAUUAAAUUUUAUAUUUAAUUUAUAUUUAAUAUUUCUAUAAUUUAGUAUUUGCGUUUGCAAUACUUAUUUUCAUUUCUCCUUCUUUACAUCAGCAUCACGAUUUCCACCACCUUCUUCUCAAAACAGCAAAGAAGAAUUUUAUCUAUUUUAUUUAUUGAUUAAUUGAACAUUGUAAUUCAAUAUUGUACAAACAGUUUUUUGUAAAGUUUAUCAUUAAACUAAUAAUAAUUGUUGCUGCUGGUAGAGUAGAAUUGGGUGUUAUUUUGUGAAGCUGUUAGUAGAGCCUAAUUAGCACCACAAAGGGGUCUAAAAUAACUAGUAUUCGCCUGGUUUUUGAGUAUAAACUGAAACUCUCUACUUUGUAAGACAGGAGGAGUUUUACAAAAGCCUAGACUAGAAAGGAUGCAUAUGACAGAUUUGUCUCAUUGCUGUGUGGUUUUAGCGUCUAGCAUGUCAUGAGAGCACACAAGGUUCGAUUCCUUGUCAUGACAUAUGUAUUUUUUCGAUGAUGUUCUAGGGUCAUAGUUUUCUAAUUAAGAACUAGGUCAUAUUAUAGAGGAUUUUGUAUACUUUCCAACCAUAUGUUUAAGAAGUUGAGAUUACCUUUCCUUGAUUAAUUAGAAUGCGAUAAAUCUGUAGCGUCUGUGAAGCCGAAACUUCCACCAGCGCCUUCAGUAGCCUCUGUUUCAUCUCGAUGUCGAUCAAUUAGGUCCACUACUUCGAAAGCUGCUGGUCGCAUUUCUCUUGUUUCAAAUGACAUGCUGGAGUCUAUGAAUAAACUAAUGAUUGCAGCCAUGUCCACGAUAAAAGAUUCACAGAAAGAGACCAUGUCUAUGAUGAGAGAUGCACAGAAAAUACAGGCUGAUGCAUUGCUUCGCUCUUUUAAUCAGCAACAAAAUGCAUCUCAAAUACAGUUAACACCGGUUCAAACAUUGACACCAGUUUUAGCGGAUGUACCUGUUACUGCUGUUGCAGCUGCUGCUAAUCUACGUACAUCAGUUGUCUCUUUGCCUGUAAAUCUUUUUAAUUCUUCAAAUUCUGAUAUUUCUCAGCAUGCAAGAUCACUACCACUAGAUGGUGAGGAUAAAGGAGAAAAAUCGAAGCUAUUACAUGAAUGUGCUUCAUGUUAUCGAUCUAAAAUUUAUCCACUUUCUAUUGCUAAAAGUGAUUCUAGUAUAUAA